AUGGAGUACCCGCACGGACGCCACCACGGCGGCCACCACCGGAGAGAUGAGGAGGAAGAAGGCCGAUACGGGCACCCGCCGCCCUUGUUCGGCGCCGACCCACCUCCGCCGCCCUUCUUCGGCGGAGACGCACCCCCGCCUCCCUUCUUCGGAGGAAACGCGCCCCCUCCGCCCUUCUUCGGAGGAAACGCGCCCCCUCCGCCCUUCUUCGGCGGAGACAAACCCCCGCCGCCCUUCUUCGCAGGAAACGCGCCCACGCCGCCCUUCUACGGAGGCAACGCGCCACCACCGCCGCAGGUGUACCACACCUCCCACAUGGGCCCGCCGGGUCCUGCCACCGCGGAACACCCCCAUCACCAUCCCCACAUCCCGCCGGCCGCUGACCACCACCACCACCACCAUAAGGACGAGCUCAGCAACAAGCCCUCGGUUAGGAUGUACUGCAAGGCGGACACAAAUUACGCUCUCACCAUUCGUGAUGGGAAAGUCGUUCUUGCACCCGCCGAUCCAUCUGAUCCUCGACAGCAAUGGAUAAAAGAUGAGAAAUUUAGUACGAGGGUGAAGGAUGAAGAAGGUUUCCCAAGCUUUGCUCUGGUCAACAAGGCCACUAGGCAGGCCAUCAAACACUCUAUUGGCGCCACUCAGCCUGUCCAGUUGACAGACUAUAAUGCCAACGGAUUUGAUGAAUCAAUUUUGUGGACUGAAAGCAAGGACUUGGGAGACGGUUACCGAGCAGCGUUCGUGAUGGCACUAAUAUUGUCCUUUGGGAGUGGAAAAAGGGUGAUAAUCAACGCUGGAAGAUUGUUCCCUACUAAAUGCAAUUAA
Molecule: messenger RNA, 825 nt
Organism: Striga hermonthica
Lineage: Eukaryota; Viridiplantae; Streptophyta; Magnoliopsida; Lamiales; Orobanchaceae
Source: the annotation of a GenBank genome assembly